Molecule: messenger RNA, 2176 nt
Organism: Odontomachus brunneus
Lineage: Eukaryota; Metazoa; Arthropoda; Insecta; Hymenoptera; Formicidae
Exons: 2
Coding region: 118-1566 (482 amino acids)
Cellular component (GO): extrinsic component of mitochondrial inner membrane
Source: RefSeq, a predicted model, not a curated record
CAACCGCCGAGUCAACACAUGUACAACCGGUACAGAAUACGCCGACAUUCGCCGAGUUUCGCGUAAUAUUUCCAAAUUGGUAUUAGGAAUAUUUGUACUACAUAUAGACGUAUAGACAUGGCUAAAAACUAUGAAGCAAAAAAAUAUCGUCGACAAAAAAAGCACUUUGAUUACAAUCUAUUUUUCCAUCCAAGCGUUUGUCACGUUUGCAAAUCAACAAACCAAAGGAAAUUGACGUUAUGUCCUCGGUGUAACAUGAUCGCCUAUUGUACUGAAGAGCACAGAAGAAUACACCAACCUCACCAUAAGGAAGUGUGUUCACUCAUAGCAAAGUUCAUAGAUGAGGACCCGGAGUGGAAUACUCGCCCUUUGUGGCACAAUGAUUGGAUAAAAUCACAGGAAAAUUUUCUGCGAAUGAUCCAGAUGACACUGGGACGCAAAAUGAAGCCAUACGAAGAGCAAAUGUUCAUAUAUGCAAAAACAUGUUAUAUAUGUCAUCAACGGAGUUAUUUACACACGUGUGAAAGAUGCAUGUCGUUCAGUUACUGCGCUAAUCACGUACCACUGAUAUUUGCGGAUGUUCACAAUUCAGUAUUUUGUGAUAUGCUAGCAUUAACUCUCAAAUUAGAUGUCAAAAGUCUCAAUCCUUCUGUAUGGAAAACAGUACACAGUGUAAUUAAAUUCGGUGCAUUUCCCAGUAAAAAGAUAUCUUCAACUAACAUGACCUCAUUUUGUAAUAAAUAUUUUCCACCUCAUGUACAAGACAAUUGGUGUCUUUAUGACCACAUCUUUACGGAUUAUGUAUCAGAUCCAUUGACUCUACACCAAGGGUUGCAAACUGCGAGUUUAAUCCAUUCUGAAACGAAAGCGGAUACUUUUAAUAUUCAUGUUGUAGCCGCAAACUAUGUGGACAGACGCCAUUUUCCAGCUUGGGAGCUUUUCUUACAUCUCUUAAAUAAGACAAGGAAACUAAUAAUUACAAUGAUAGGACCAGAAUUAUACACCGAAACUAUUAGACACCACACUUGCUCCCGUUGCAAAAUUGGAAGGAAGGAGCUCAUUCUUCAAUCUUUCCCUAUGUUGUAUUACGAUUAUGUUACUAAAACUAAUUAUAGACGACCAAAUGUAAUCGUAGGAUUUCAAGCAGAAUUUAGUGCCGUGGGAACAUGGUCGAAAUCUAUAAGAGCAAUGCAGAUGCAGAAUUGUCCAUUACUUUUAACCGCUAAAAAUCCGUAUAAGAUACAAGAGGACAUAAUUAAGAUACAAGAAGUCCUCGGUACAUCGGUAAAACCUUUUCUUGAAAUGAAAAACAAGUUCUUUUCUUAUAGGCCAUAUAGGGACUUCAACAAUGGUCUGCUUGAGGAGCGUGUCGCGACGGCAUCACGAAUUCGCGGAGGCAAGCAUGGACGGGAAAAAGAGUCGCGAAACAGAACCGUGUCGGCGAAACACGAGAGCAAGACCGAAUCCUUCUGUAGCAGGACAGUCAAAAUCCCCUCGCUGUGUUCUGUACAGCCGACGGGGACGACUGCGGCUGAAAUAUUCGGGAGAGAUCGAGCGAGUCGGUAGCGAUUGUCACACAAAGCCACUCUACCGUGAGCGUCGCGACUCUAAAUCGUUCAAGCGGAAGAGACGAAAGAUGGAAGAGGAUUGAAGCCUGCACGCACGUUCGAGGACGCGCAGGUUCGAAUGGAAGUGUCUCCGGAAGGCGAAAGUGAAGCCCACGGGCUGGGGUGGAUAUUUCGAAGUAGACAGUUGGGACAGCCUUGGAGAUUACACGGCCCGUUGAAAUUCAGAGUUGGAAUUACACAUGGCGCGGUUGACGAGAGUACUCGCGAAACGCGAAUCGAUCGAACGUGUGUCUGAAGAAUUGAAUUAGAUUAUUUAUUUUGCUUCAUAUACGUGAAGUCUUAUCCAAAAGCGUCGAUGUUUUUUAAAGACCACACUGAGAGAAAUUAUCCGAUAAAAAAUUAACAAACGGAUCCGAGUCGAAAUUUUGAUGCUACUUUGACACUCUUAAGGAUAGUUUAUGCCUACUUAGACAAUUUAUAGCUUAGGUAAAACCUACUUUGACCAUAUUGAUACCCAUUAACUUCUCUUUUGAACCUUUAACUCUACUUUGUCAAAAUUUUGACGCUACUUUGACGCUCUUAAAAAUAGCUUGAGCCUACUUAGAUAA